Molecule: messenger RNA, 1848 nt
Organism: Amblyraja radiata (thorny skate)
Lineage: Eukaryota; Metazoa; Chordata; Chondrichthyes; Rajiformes; Rajidae
Gene: ing1
Product: inhibitor of growth family, member 1
Exons: 2
Coding region: 481-1311 (276 amino acids)
Biological process (GO): positive regulation of DNA-templated transcription
Cellular component (GO): nucleus
Source: RefSeq, a predicted model, not a curated record
GCUAAAGUGAAAAUAAAGAAGGGAAGGAGAUUGUCAGACGGACGGGCGCGAGCGGCGGCGGCGGGUACCCGCCGACGUCACAAUGCUAUGCAAAUGAGCAGCGCCGGUGCGCAUGCGUGCUGUCCUCCCGAGUGUUUCCCAAGUGUUUCAAACUGGGUUCGCUGUUUCCACGUUGGAUUCAAAGCCCCGGGAUUGGGAUCGGACUGUGCAAGGGUGGAGGGGGCACUGAGGGCAAAGAGGCUGUGCCCACACGGCAGUGUAAAAGGAGAGACCUUUCCAAUCCACGCUUCCCUCUUUCUGUCUCCGCUGUGCCUUUUCAAAAUUGGUUGUUUAUUUUUUCCGUAAAAGAGAAAGGCGGAGUGAGCGAGAGUGAGGGGCUGAGGCUUGCAUAGACCAAGUGAGUGAGCGAGUGUGGCCCAAGGAAAGUCCGCCUGCUCCCCACCCCUUCUGCCCCAACAAAUAACAAAUGUAGCUUGCAAGAUGCUGAGUCCUGCGAACGGGGAGCAGCUGCACGCUGUGAACUAUGUGGAGGACUAUCUGGAUUCAAUCGAGUCUCUGCCUUUCGAUCUCCAGAGGAACGUUUCUCUGAUGAGGGAAAUCGAUGCUAAAUACCAAGACAUCCUGAAGGAGCUGGAUGAGUACUACGAGAAGCACAAGCGGGAGACGGACGUGGUGCAGCGGCGGCGGAUCCUGCACUACAUCCAGCGAGGUCUGAUCCGCAGCCAGGAACUGGGCGACGAGAAGAUCCAGAUAGUCAACCAGAUGGUGGAGCAGGUGGAGAACCGGAGCCGGCAGGUAGAGGGCCACGUUGAGCUCUUCGAAAACUGCGCCGACACCAACGACGCCAAUGGCAAGACGUCGGUGGACAGGUCCAAGAACGAGGGGGCGGCACCCGUGGAGAAAGCCUGCGCCAAGAGGUCCAGGAGACAGCGCAACAAUGAGAACCGGGAGAACACCUCCAGCAACCAUGACCACGAGGAGAGCAGCGCCGGUAUGCCCAAGGAGAAGAAAGCUAAGACAUCCAAGAAGAAGAAGAGGUCCAAAGCCAAGGCGGAGAGGGAAGCCUCUCCCGCUGACCUCCCCAUCGACCCCAACGAGCCCACUUACUGCUUGUGCAACCAGGUCUCGUACGGGGAGAUGAUUGGGUGUGACAAUGAUGAGUGUCCCAUCGAAUGGUUCCACUUCUCCUGUGUGAGUCUCCACCACAAGCCCAAGGGCAAAUGGUACUGUCCCAAAUGCCGGGGUGAGAAUGAGAAAACUAUGGACAAGGCACUGGAGAAAUCCAAAAAGGAACGGGCCUACACCAGAUAGUUUCAGUCGCAGCGCCUACUCUGUACAGCAGCAAAUUCCCGUGUAUUUAUUACUGAAGUGGUUGCCUCUAUGGGCAACAGGAUGGUUGGAGUGUAUUUUAACAAAGGCAUUUGUUCUGCAGACCAGUUUAUAGUUUUUUUUUUUCAAGUAACGGUGAAGACUAAAAGAGCCCAGGUUUCCAAGUCUCAUGUCUGGUGCCUGGACUCGUUUUUGUUUUGUAAGGAAAAAAAACACUUUCUUGAGAAAAUUGUAAAAAUGUCAAUUGUCCUUUCAUUUUUUUUAAAUACUUCUUCUCCAUCUGGACAAAAACAAUAAAGAAGUGGGAAUGGUUUUAUUGAAAUAUUUAUCAGAAAUAGCUGCCUUUUUAGUUUCUCAGAGGUUGUAUAAAUGUACAGGUAGGAACUUUACAUGUAUAGUGUACGAUUCACCAGUAUAGGGGUUUAACCAGAUUGUAAGAAAUUAUUUUAUUGUUACUUGUUUAACAGAAACCUGUACAGCUGUGAUAUAUAAAGGAAGAAUGAAGGAGCUGCCCAGUGA